UUUAGCACAAGCUUGAUUUGCCCUAGUGUGUAAGGAAGAAGCUCAGGUGUGUCUUAUUAAACACACAGUAAAACCAGGAAUAGCUCAAACUGCUAUGCAAUGGGAAUCUUAUUUUCCCUGCAUUAUCCAAAUCCAAGCCUAUUUAUUGACACCCAACAUAAUUUUAAUUUCUGCACCCAGGUCUUGAGAAAAAACACAUGGACUCCAUUUUAACUCACCUGGAACGGUCGACUAAUCACAACGAGACAUUCUGGGGCAAAGGUCACACGCCCUCCCCAGGGUUUCAACUCUUCCUGUGGCUCAGCCUGCCUCUGUCAAUCAUGCUGCUGCUGGUCCUGGGAAUCUUCAACAUCCUGGUCCUGCGCGCUAUACUGAGGUCGUCGCGCCGGGUCAAUGUGACGGCCCAGGUGAUGGUUUCCAUGGGGAUAGCCGACACAGCGCUGUGCCUCACCGCAGGCCCGGCUUUGGUGCUGUCGGACCUGCAGUGGUGGACCCCCUUCUACCCCUGCCUGGUGCUGACCUGCACUGUGCUGAGCUGGGCAAUGACCUCCUCUUUCCAUCAUAUCCUCAUUGCCUACUACCGCUGGUACAUUGUGGUGCACCCCACCAGGUACAGAGCCUCACUGACCCAACCCAACAUCCUCCUGCACAUCUCUCUCUGCUGGCUGGCUGGGUUUGCAGUGAGCUCCAUCCCGUACCUGGGCUACAACAACUACACCUCCCUGCAGACUGCCUCUGCCCUGCUUACCACCAACUACACCCUGGCUAGCAGCCUCUCCCCUUCCCCCUCCCCCAUGGCCUUUAACACCGGGCUCUCUCCUCGCCCCUCCCCCGGGGGCUGUGCACUGUCCCCAGCAGCCUGCCGCGUCCCCUGCCUGUACCUGAACGUGCUCUCUCUGCAGUACCUCACCUACUUCAUCUUCUUCGGCUGCAUGCUGCUGCCCAUGGUGAUCACCUCCCUGCUGUACUGCCUCAUCUUCCGAGCCCUGUGGGCGCACGGCCGGGGCCGCUGCCUGGGGAAGGGCUUCCUCCAGCGGCAGCAGCGCGUGGUCUGGAGCACCGGGCUCCUCUUCAGUCUCUACAUGCUCUCUCGCCUGCCCUUCAACGUGACCAACGCCGUGCUGCUCUACUGCCCUGGCUGCCCGCUGCCCUACUGGCUCCCCCCCAGCGCCCUCGUCUCGGCUGUGCUCAGCGCCGCCUCCAACCCGCUGCUCUACUUCCUCCGGGACCGGGAGCUGCUGGCUGCACUCAGGGAGGCAGCGGGGAGGCUGUGCCGGGGCAGGCAGUGGCGGGGCAGGGUGGGGCCUAUGGGCAGGCUGCCCACCGUGGAUAAACCCGGACUCAGUCUAGCACAGGGGUUUGAGUGA
Messenger RNA from Acipenser ruthenus (sterlet), 1367 nucleotides. Its product is annotated as adenosine receptor A2b-like. Gene Ontology annotation, cellular component: membrane. Lineage: Eukaryota; Metazoa; Chordata; Actinopteri; Acipenseriformes; Acipenseridae. Gene Ontology annotation, molecular function: G protein-coupled receptor activity. The record is from RefSeq and is a predicted model, not a curated record. Gene Ontology annotation, biological process: vasodilation; adenylate cyclase-activating G protein-coupled receptor signaling pathway. The transcript has 2 exons. The coding region runs from base 198 to 1367 and encodes 389 amino acids.